Molecule: messenger RNA, 1002 nt
Organism: Panicum virgatum (switchgrass)
Lineage: Eukaryota; Viridiplantae; Streptophyta; Magnoliopsida; Poales; Poaceae
Product: peroxidase 57-like
Exons: 4
Coding region: 1-978 (325 amino acids)
Biological process (GO): response to oxidative stress; hydrogen peroxide catabolic process
Cellular component (GO): plant-type cell wall; plasmodesma
Molecular function (GO): peroxidase activity; heme binding
Source: RefSeq, a predicted model, not a curated record
AUGCAGCCGGCCCGCUCCGCCGCGCUGCUCGCCGCCUUCGUCGUCGUCGUGCUGGCCUCCGCCGCGAGCUGCCGCGCCCAGCUGGCCAACAACUACUACGCCGGCAAGUGCGGCAACGCCAGCGUGGAGGCCAUCAUCCACGACGCCGUCAAGGCCCGCCUCGCCUGGGACAAGAGGAUGGUCGCCGGCCUCCUCCACAUGCUCUUCCACGACUGCUUCGUCGCCGGGUGCGACGCGUCGCUCCUGCUGGACGGGCCCAACACGGAGAAGACGGCGCUGCAGAACAACGGCCUCUUCGGCUACGAUUUGAUCGACGACAUCAAGACGACGCUCGAGAAUGCGUGCCCCGGCGUUGUCUCCUGCGCCGACAUCAUCGUCGCCGCAACAAGGGACGCCGUUGGCAUGUGCGGAGGGCCGACCUACCAAGUGCAACUGGGAAGAAGGGACGGCAUGGUGUCACAAGCGUCCAUGGCGAGCAUUCUACCAGGCCCCAAUGUCGACAUCCCCACCGCCAUUGAUCUAUUCUCGAAGAAGGGCCUCAACAGCUUCGACAUGGCCAUCCUCAUGGGCGCGCACACGGUUGGGGUGACACACUGCUCAGUGAUCCACGACCGGCUGUACAACUUCAAUGGGACGGGGUCGCCGGACCCGGCCAUGGACCCGCUGUACGUUUGGAUCCUGACGAAGUUCGCCUGCCCCCAGGGUCAGACCUUCGACAACAUCGUCUACCUGGACGACCCCUCCAGCAUCCUCGUCGUCGACAAGAGCUACUACGCGCAGAUCAUGAAGCGCCACGGCGUGCUCUCCGUGGACCAGGCGCUGGGCGACCACAGCUCCACGGCGUGGAUGGUGAACUUCCUGGCCACCACCGACUUCUUCCCCUCCAUGUUCAGCUACGCAUUGAACAAGCUGUCCGCGCUCGACGUCUUGACCGGCAACGCCGGCGAGAUCAGGAGAAACUGCCGGAGGACCAACUGAUAAUGAUCUGGCAGAUAAUAUACA